ACGUGCCACGUGAGCAUCAGAUCUGGAAUUUGCAUCCGGUCCCUGGAACCGGACCCCUGGAAAAUUUCUCCUAUUCUUAACUUAGCCCCGUUAGACGGAGUGACUUGUGUCCUUAAGAGAUACCAAGCUGCUUCCUUCAUCCGUUUACCAUCAUCAUCCGGGCACCGCUACCAGCUCCUGUACGUCUACAGGCAGCAUCGCUACGAGGACUUGCCCAGCACAUUGACACAGACGACACAUGCCCCGACCAAAAACUGCUGUAUCGCGUCCCCAUCCCACGGUCACUUUCGAUGAGCCGGAGCACACACUGACGCGAGUGCGCUCCGAGGGGUACAUGGGGCCAGCCUUGGGGGUGAACGCAUAUAGUACUAAUGCUAGUGCGCGCACAAGCUACACGAGGGUCGACCUCGCUGUAGAAGGAGAUGGAACUGGUUGGGUAGGUGAGGAAGGCCGGAGCAGUCGAAUAUGGAGCGACGACUUUGACGAAGAGGAAGAAGAACGGGAGAAACGGAACGUCGAGGGCGAGGACGGAGACGAGGACCAAGGUGGCGAGGCAGACACGGAGGGUGGCGACGUCGGUGAUGAUGAGAAGGAGACUGGUGACGACGAGGAAGAAUUCCCCAAUAUCUCCCUCACCUUCCUUCUGCUAUCCGGGAAGCGCCGAACGAUGUCUUUCAACCCGGAACACACUGUCGGGCGAGUCAAGGAGCUGAUAUGGAAUGCAUGGCCGCAUGACUGGUCCUCCGAAUCUCCGCGACCGCCAGCACCAUCAUAUCUUCGUAUACUGCAUCUCGGGAAAGUAUGGCAGGACGAUGAAGUGCUACAAGCACAUAAUCUUCCCAUUAAUGCUCCACCGACAUCAGCAACUGACCCUAACGCACCAAAACCUCCACCGACGAUUGUACACCUAUCUAUACGACCGUAUACAGCUGAAGAUGCAGCAUAUGAAGAGCAGAGGAAGAACAGAGUUGGGCUUUGUGCACGACUGGGCAAGGGGAUAGAAUGGGUUAGGCAGAGGCGAUUAGCAAGAGCGGCGCGGCAGCAGGAACAGGCGCGGCAGCAGCGGGAGCAGGAGCAGCAGAGAGAAAGAGAAAGGGAACUUGCCACUAACGAGGCAGAAGAGCAGGUCUGUUGUUGUAUUAUCUGUUAGUGGUUCUUGGACUCUGGGGACAUUCACGCAUACAUUGCUAUUAUACUACAUUCACCGGGAUCUCUGCUUGUUAUCUAUUAUAUUGUACAUCUACGAGGCCAUACAACAAAAUUGCAUGUCAGAUUGGAUUGGAUAUCUGUGCGAC
Messenger RNA from Desarmillaria tabescens, 1295 nucleotides. RefSeq lists its product as uncharacterized. The record is from RefSeq and is a predicted model, not a curated record. The transcript has 3 exons. Gene Ontology annotation, molecular function: protein binding. Lineage: Eukaryota; Fungi; Basidiomycota; Agaricomycetes; Agaricales; Physalacriaceae. Bases 239 to 1150 code for a protein of 303 amino acids.